AUGGGCCAAAAGAUUGAAGGUGAACACACGAGUCUUCUUCUUCCUAUCUUGGCAAUAUUAAUUAAGGCAAGGCUCAAUAAAUCUAUUGCUGAAGAUGGUCUAAUUAAAAGCAAAGAAGAUCUAUAUGCAACAUUGAAAUUUUCUCCAAUGAAACAUAAGAAGAAAGCUACUAGAAAGAAGUAUAUGAAUAAGAGCAAUGGCAUUAUCCUUACAAAUGGUAGUUUUGAUUUUGAAGAAUAUGCAACCGAUAAGGAAAUUAAGAAGCUUAUAUCCAAGCUGAAUAGAGAAUACAUGGAUUCGGAAAACAAAACUUAUGAUGAUCGAGGCAACUUGAAUAAUAAGACGCAUCAAACCAAAGACCACAUUAUGCAAUAUCGCAGUUUAGUUCUUAAGAAACUU
Messenger RNA from Dovyalis caffra, 399 nucleotides. The record is from the annotation of a GenBank genome assembly. Lineage: Eukaryota; Viridiplantae; Streptophyta; Magnoliopsida; Malpighiales; Salicaceae.